CCCCUUCCUCUUUCCCUCCGAGAAGGCGGCGGAGGCUGACUCUACAGUCAUGGCCAAGAUUAAGGCUCGAGACCUUCGCGGCAAGAAGAAGGAGGAGCUGCUGAAACAGCUGGAGGACCUGAAAGUGGAGCUGUCCCAGCUAUGCGUGGCUAAAGUAACAGGCGGCGCGGCUUCCAAACUCUCCAAGAUCCGAGUUGUUCGCAAAUCCAUCGCCCGUGUACUCACCGUCAUUAACCAGACUCAGAAAGAGAACCUCAGGAAAUUCUAUAAGGGCAAGAAGUACAAGCCCCUGGAUCUGCGGCCCAAGAAAAUGCGUGCCAUGCGCCGCCAGCUCAACAAACACGAAGAGAACCUGAAGACCAAGAAGCAGCAGCGGAAGGAGCGGCUGUACCCACUCCGGAAGUACGCGGUCAAGGCCUGAGCAUCCAGGUGUCAAUAAAACAAACAAACGGGAAAAAAAAU
Molecule: messenger RNA, 462 nt
Organism: Physeter macrocephalus (sperm whale)
Lineage: Eukaryota; Metazoa; Chordata; Mammalia; Artiodactyla; Physeteridae
Product: 60S ribosomal protein L35-like
Exons: 1
Coding region: 50-421 (123 amino acids)
Biological process (GO): translation; maturation of LSU-rRNA from tricistronic rRNA transcript (SSU-rRNA, 5.8S rRNA, LSU-rRNA)
Cellular component (GO): cytosolic large ribosomal subunit; ribosome
Molecular function (GO): structural constituent of ribosome; mRNA binding
Source: RefSeq, a predicted model, not a curated record